UUCUCUGCUUCUCCAUCCCUGCCCUGUUUGUUGUGCAAGUAGUGUGUUAUUGCAUGCUAGCUAGUGUGCAUAGCUCUCUCUCUCUCUCUAGUAGAGUCUGCUUGUAGCCAGUAAUGCUCUGAGUGUGUCUGUCCUGCAUUGGUCCCUGUAGCCUAAACACACACUGUCUCCUCCCUCUCCCUGGCUUAUCUGGGUGAGGGCUGCUCUCUGUGCCAUCUGUCUGUGUCUUGUUGCUGGAAUGCUUUUGUGUGGCUGGCCCUGGGCUCUGUGUCCGCACCAAUCUGUGCCCACCCCCACUCAACAUCACUGCCUUCCAGCCUGCCCAUUGCACUGGCAUUCUAUGGAUUUGGGAUAAACACAGCCAGUGAGUACCCUGUGGUCUCUGGAAAUCUGUUAACAUGUUGUCUGUCUACCCCUGUCACUUCUUAAUUCUUCUUUUGCAUGUGUGCCUAAAUCUGCCUGCCCAGGUCUGUCUGUCCAGCUUUCCUGCCCACUUCUGUCUGUCCCAACUAGCCUUCCCUGGUCUGUCUGUCCAACCUACCUGCCCACUUCUGUCUGUCCCAACUCCCAACUAGCCUUCCCUGGUCUGUCUGUCCAGCCUGCCUCCCGUCUUCUGUGUAUCGAUGACAGCCAGCCCUUGUCUGUGUCCAAGCUACCUCCUGCCAACUUCUGCCUGUGCCAACUAACCUGUCUAGGUCUGUCUGUCCAUUCUGGCUACAUUUUUGUAUGUCCUAACCUACCCAUUCUUCUGUUUUCCAAACCUGCCCAUCCUAAUAUGCUGUUCUAUACCUGCUCAUUCUACUUUGUGUGUCUUCUUUUUGCCGAGCCUGCCUGUUCAGGUUUGUUUUUGUUGCCUACAUGCCAAAGACUAUCUCUCCAGACUGUCUCCAAGUCAGUCCUAUCAAUUUAUAACUGUCCUUAGACUUUAGCCACUGCUACAGUUGUUCUUAAUUCAAGGUGUUCCUCUUCUUUGUAUUUUUUAUGUCCAUUGUGUGGGGUACAGGGUCACCAUGUUGCUUCAAUCACCUUGUUAACCAAUCAGUAAUAUUUUGGGCACUCAAGUCUGCAUCAACAGGAGAUUCUUUGCCUAAGGGGUUUCUUACCAACUUCCAAGGAAAUUUUCAGAAAUCAUGGAUGCUGGGAAAAUGACUGUGAGCAUAAACAAAGCCAUCAACACUCAAGAGGCAGCUGUAAAGGAAAAACAUGCAAGAACUUGCAUCUUGGGAACACACCAUGAGAAGGGGGCACAGACUUUCUGGGUGGCGGUGAACCGCCUGCCUUUGUCCAGUAAUGCAGUCCUGUGCUGGAAAUUCUGCCAUGUUUUUCACAAGCUUCUGAGAGAUGGCCAUCCCAGUGUUCUAAGGGAUUCUCUUCAUUAUAAAAAUGAACUUAUUGAUAUGAGCCGAAUGUGGGGCCACCUUAGUGAAGGAUAUGGGCAGCUGUGCAGCAUCUAUCUCAAACUUCUGAUCAUUAAGAUGGAGUUCCAUACAAAGAAUCCACGAUUCCCUGGAAAUCUUCAGAUGACUGACCGGCAACUGGAUGAAGCUGGAGAGAAUGAUGUAAACAAUUUUUUUCAGUUAACAGUGGAAAUUUUCGAUUACAUGGAGUGGGAGCUUAAUUUAUUUCACACAGUAUUUAAAUCUCUGGACAUGUCACGCUCGGUCUCUGUUACUGCUGCUGGCCAGUGCCGACUGUCACCUCUAAUACAAGUCAUCCUGGAUUGCAGCCAUUUGUAUGACUACACUGUCAAGCUGCUCUUUAAACUGCACUCCUGCCUUCCAACAGACACCUUACAGGGACAUCGAGAUCGCUUCAUGGAACAGUUCCAGAAAUUAAAAGAUUUGUUUUACCGUUCAAGUAACCUGCAAUAUUUCAAACGCCUUUUACAGAUUCCCAAACUACCAGAGAAUCCGCCAAACUUUUUGCGGGCUUCAGCACUGUCUGAGCACAUUAGUCCUGUGGUUCUGAUACCAAGUGAAAACUCACCUCCUGACAGUGAGAGCCUAAUAGAGACAGAAGAUCUUGUAGGGAUGGAUACAUUAUCACAUCAGAGUCUGUCUGAAAAUACAUUUGAUGAUAUAUUUGGCAGCUCUUUCAGCAGUGACCCUUUUAACUUCAGCAACCAGAAUGGCAUGCGCAGGGAUGACAAAGACCACCUUAUAGAACAGCUGUACAAAGAAAUUGCAAUGCUAAGAGAUGAACUGGGAAACUUCAAAUCAGAGAACCAUCGCUUGGUCACUAACCUUAAAGGGCGGAUUCAAGAGCUGGAGGCAGAAUUAGCUGAGCAGAAGCACCUCAGAGAACAGGCAGUGGAUGAGAAUGAAUUUCUGCGCACAGAGUUGGAGGAUCUAAAAAGGAAAAGAGAGGAUACAGAGAAAGCACAAAAGAGUUUGACUGAGAUAGAGCGAAAGUCUAUUGCUAAUGAGCAGCGCUACACAAAACUGAAGGAGAAAUAUGCUGAACUUGUGCAGAGCCAUGCAGAACUCCUGAGGAAGAAUGCUGAAGUAACAAAGCAAGUGACCAUGGCACGCGAAGCCCUUGUUGACAUGGAACAUUCCAAAAAAGAACUAGAAGAUUCUUACCAGCGGGUGAAUGAACACACUCAGAGGAAGGCACACGAGCAAAUACAAGAGAUGGAUCAGCUACAAGGGGCACUGGAGUACAGAAAACAAGAAGUCCAUCUUCUGAAAGCAAGCAUAGAAGCCUCUAAGCAAGAGGGUCAGGUAAGGGUUAUGGAGCUGAAGGAGAGUGUUAUUGAUCGUGUGCUGCAGGAAGCUGAGUCCAUUAUUCAGGAAUCGAUGAGACAAUUAGAUGAACCCCAAUAUUCAAGUGGAACUAUAUCUACAGAUUUUCUCAUCACAAGAACCCUGGCAGCAGUGCAAAGUACAGAAAAAAUGGAGGAAGCCUGGAAAUCUCAUAUGGCAGACCCUUCAGAUAUAAGCUUGUUACUUCUACCUCUUGUUCAGUUUGCACAUCGGAUAAGUCAUGUCAUUAUUCAGGGAGCUCAGACAACAACAUUCGACAGGUUGAGUGACGGCUGCCGGACAUGUGGUACAGAAGCUCUUAGCUACCUCUCCAGCCUUCGAAAGAAUGAGACCGAAGGAAAGGUUGACUGCAGUAGAGUAACUGCAGCAUUGAAACAUAUAACUGAGAUUGCUCAGGAGCUGCGACCUCCUUCGCUGGAUAUCAGAGAAGAAAAGCUGGGAGAUCUUGUAGAGAAAGAAAUGGCUGCCACUGCAGCAGCCGUAGAGACAGCUGCCACUAGGAUUGAAGAAAUGUUAACUAAAUCCCGAACUGAUGAUACUGGAGUAAAAUUACAAGUAAAUGAAAGGAUUCUGGGAUCAUGCACAGAUCUCAUGCAGGGGAUACAAGCUUUGAUAUUGGCAUCUAAAGACCUACAGAAAGAGAUUGUUGAAAGUGGAAGGGGUGCAGCAUCUCAAAAGGAAUUUUAUGCUAAGAAUUCUCGCUGGACAGAAGGGCUGAUCUCAGCAUCAAAAGCUGUGGGCUGGGGAGCUACAGUUAUGGUAGAUGCAGCAGACCUUGUGGUCCAGGGCCAAGGAAAGUUUGAAGACCUCAUUGUCUGUUCUCAUGAAAUUGCAGCAAGUACAGCCCAGUUGGUGGCAGCUUCCAAGGUAAAAGCUGAGAAGAACAGUGGGAACCUUUCUAGACUCCAACUGGCCUCCAAAGUCGUUAAUCAAAAUGCAGCCGGAGUUGUGGCUUCUACGAAGUGUGUUAUGUCUCAGAUUGAGGAAAAAGACACUAUGGACUUCUCCAGCAUGACUCUGACACAGAUUAAACGACAGGAGAUGGAUUCUCAGGUGCGGGUCCUGGAACUUGAAAAUGAACUUCAAAAGGAGCGAGAGAAGCUGGGGGAGCUACGGAAAAAGCAUUACGAUUUGGCUGGGGUUUCUGAAGGCUGGGGAGAUGCUGCAGAAUAACCUUCACUGUUGCAUCCUCUUACAAUAACAAUUGCACAUACGGAGUCGAACGCAGACUUGAAAAGCACACGUCUAUUCAGUAUAGAACCUCUCCAACAUAGAGCUCACUGGCACUGGGUAUUCCUGAGAAAUCACAAUGAGCAGUAAGGGUGAAGACCCAACUGGAAACAAGAAGCCAGGAAGAGGAAAAUUAUCAUAGCCAUUAUGCUCAACACUUCUCACCUUCAAUAUGCUUGGAAGAAAAAAAUAAAUAUUAAAUUUCUUAAUAUAUACUUUCAUUUAGCAUUUAACAGGACACAGCAGGAAAGAAAACAAAACGUACUUGCAGAGAGAGUUCUGCUGCCUCUUUGGCAUCUGAGUGUUAUAAUUUGUUUCAGACUCGGAACUUCAGUCAUUACAGAAUGCUUAACUGCAGCAUUUACCCCACAAAUGACAUUGAAAGAGUUUCCACUUAUGUAAGACCUUCCAAAGGUAUGCAGCACAACUUUCAUGAAGCACUGUUGGUUUGCAUAUCAAUUAGCUGUUAAACAUGCAAAGCAAUAAUCUGACAAUUCUAUGUUUAGAUUGGUGGACUAAGUAUAAAUAUGUUUACUAUGUAUACAUGACAUAUUGUAAUCAUUCUUUACUGAGCGCCAAGAUCACAAAUCUAAGAGGCGCGUUGCCAUCACGUGUACUCUAUAUGGCCAAAAGUAUGCAGACAUCCCUUUAAAUUAGUGUAAAUUGCUAUUUAAGAGACACUCGCUACUAACACGGAUGUUUCCUCGUAAUUGUCAGCAACAAACAGAAUGUGUCGUUUGUAAAGAGCUCAGUGACUUUCAUUGUGGUACUAUCAGGAGAUGCUUCCUUUCUAUAAAGUCAGUUCUGCUCUUCUAGAGCUGGCCUGGCUAAAUGAUGAAUGAAUUGUGAAGAACAAACAUCUAGGAGGCCAAAACCCCUCAGUCGGGAAGUGUUAUUCCACAGGACAACCAUGUACUAAAGCAUACAGUGCAUAAAAAUUGGGGGCAAAGCAGCAAAUGCUGGUGACGCAGGGACAUCGGCGAUUUACUAAUGGGCGCAGGCGCCAAUUUGCUAGCGACAGAGAUAGGCGCUAGCGCUUGGACAUUAAUCCACAAACUCACUAAAAUGCAGAUUUUACUGAACGUUACCUCUUUCGCUAGACUUGCCUUCGCCAGCUCAGACCAGGCGAAGUGCAAUGGAGUACAUAGAUCUUCCUUAAUCUUCUGUUACUUACAUCAUAUUCUGCGAGUGAAAAAAGCAUCAAAGUUCAAAAAAUGCUGGCGUCUUUUCCA
Messenger RNA from Xenopus laevis (African clawed frog), 5227 nucleotides. RefSeq names its product huntingtin interacting protein 1 S homeolog (gene hip1.S). The transcript is spliced from 30 exons. The record is from RefSeq and is a predicted model, not a curated record. Gene Ontology annotation, biological process: positive regulation of transport; clathrin coat assembly; endocytosis. Gene Ontology annotation, cellular component: clathrin-coated vesicle; presynapse; cytoplasmic vesicle membrane. Lineage: Eukaryota; Metazoa; Chordata; Amphibia; Anura; Pipidae. Gene Ontology annotation, molecular function: clathrin-cargo adaptor activity; clathrin light chain binding; actin binding. Bases 1131 to 3938 code for a protein of 935 amino acids.